Toxorhynchites rutilus septentrionalis is the source of this 2392-nucleotide messenger RNA. RefSeq names its product poly(ADP-ribose) glycohydrolase (gene Parg). Gene Ontology annotation, biological process: carbohydrate metabolic process; regulation of DNA repair; ATP generation from poly-ADP-D-ribose. Gene Ontology annotation, cellular component: cytoplasm; nucleus. The coding region runs from base 151 to 2331 and encodes 726 amino acids. Gene Ontology annotation, molecular function: poly(ADP-ribose) glycohydrolase activity. NCBI's taxonomy places the organism in Eukaryota, Metazoa, Arthropoda, Insecta, Diptera, Culicidae. The transcript is spliced from 5 exons. The record is from RefSeq and is a predicted model, not a curated record.
UUUACAUUCUGUCGUAUGAAUUUCAAAAUAUUGCAGCAUCAACAGAAAUAGCAUAUCGUGAAUGCUAAAGCUUGUAGAAUCAAUAUCGGGUGAUCACAAUAUCAGAGCACAUCUGUGUUCUCAUCUAGUGCGUGUUUGAUUCGAUGAAUCAUGGAGUCUAUUGAUGAAGCACAAACAGAUGACCGCCUGUGUCGGAGCCUUCCGAUGGAUGUGAUUUACCGCGGUCUCGACCGGUUUGAGCUGCGUCACUUCCCGGAAGUACGACCCUCGGAGGACCACACCGUUCUGUACAAUCUCCCGAUUGAUCCCCGCGGAGCGGAGCCGCCAGCACCGCGUCGAUCGUACAGCAAGUGGGACGCGAAUUAUGUCCGUCUACCCUGUUCCCAUCGCAGCCAGUACCCGGUGGAGCAAGAUGACGGAAGCACAGCGCUUGAAAGUCGCUGGGAGCUGGUACAGAAUGCGCUACUUCAACCAAUCCACACCAGCCGCCAGCUAGAGGCGGCCAUUCUUUCGUACAACACAAAAUAUGCCAACAGUUGGAAAUUUAAGUCGCUUCACAAGCUGUUCGAGGAGGAACUGGAAGAGGACGAAAGUGCAGCCUUUUUCGAGCAUACCCUCCCGAAAAUGAUCCAGCUGGCUCUCUCGCUGCCGGAGUUAGUGCCAGGAGCUAUUCCGCUACUGAAGCAGGGUUGCAACAAAUCGAUUUCGCUCACCCAGCAGCAGGUGGCUUGCUUGUUGGCCAAUGCGUUUCUUUGUACGUUUCCUCGGCGGAAUACACAGAAAAAGAAAUCGGAGUACAGCCUCUUCCCCGAUAUCAACUUUAAUCGGUUGUUUCAGAGUACCGGACAGUGCGUAAUUGAGAAAAUCAAGUGCGUGUGUAACUACUUUCGGAGGGUUUGCGCAAGGAUGCCUACAGGGGUUCUCACAUUUAAGCGGAGGUACAUCAAUCCGAAGCAGAUUGUGGACUGGAGUAAAUGUAAUGCAAUAAUAGCGCGAGACGUAGUUCCGCUCCAUGUAACUUCGGAGGGUACUAUCGAAGACCAAGGCAAAGGAUUGCUGCAGGUCGAUUUUGCUAAUAAGUACGUAGGGGGAGGAGUUCUCGGGCAUGGCUGCGUUCAGGAAGAGAUCCGCUUCGUCAUAAACCCCGAGCUGUUGGUCAGUAGAUUGUUCACAGAAGCGCUCAAACCGCACGAAGCGUUGGUGAUGAUGGGUUCGGAGCAAUUCAGUGAGUACAGCGGAUAUGCCUCAAGUUUUACCUUCGCAGGAGAUUUUCACGAUGAAACUCCGCGGGAUUGUAGCGCACGGAGAGAGUGCUACGUUGUAGCUAUCGAUGCGUUACAUUUCGUACAGGGCAGCCAUCAGUACAGGGAGGAGUUGAUGCUGCGGGAGCUGAAUAAAGCUUACGUCGGAUUCUAUCAUCCGCUUUCAUCGCCGGCGCCCGGAGUAGCCACGGGAAAUUGGGGCUGUGGAGCUUUCGGAGGGGACGCAAAUUUGAAGGCGUUGCUGCAGCUGAUGGUGUGCUGUGUACUAAACCGUCCGAUUGUCUACUACACUUUUGGGGAUCGUGAACUGAGGGAUCGCAUCGCUGCGAUGUAUACAUUUCUGGUGGACAAUAAAGUAAAAGUCUCCGACAUUUGGCGCUCGCUAAGGGACUUUCGCAAGCACAAUCUCGGGGCAAGCAAACUGUACGCAUACAUUUACCAAGAUUUUUACGAUCGGCAAAACAACAAAAUGUCCUGCUUCCAUUUGAGAAGCCCGAAGCGAAAGGACAAAUCCCCGGAAGUGAUGCACGAUCAAAUGACAGUCAGUUCGGAUCAAUUGGACGAUGAAAAAUUGGCCAACCUGAUGAGGGACCUGGUCGACACUGACGACGAGCCACAGUCUGUGGAGAAGCCCUGCACAUCCAUUUCAUUGGCGGCGAAUGAUAGCCGAAACUUGGAAGCGAAUCACCCCCCAGAUGAAGUGGUCGUUACACCAUCGCCCAAGAAAUGUGGUCGAAUGUCAUUGAUUGCUGAGCUGGAUCGGAGUUAUUAUUCGAUCGGACCGGGUCCGGCGAAGAAGCUCUGCCCUUCGACGUCUCCCUGCUCGAUGAGUUUGAAUGGAAACGAGCCUCCACGAGAAGAAAUAAGAAUACAGAUUGAGGACGACGAAGAGCUGACGCCAGAAGAGUUGCCCAGAGAUGAAUGUGUAGUGGAAGGUGAAAUCAGGGCUGAGGAGAGUCCGGAGGAGUUUGUUGAUGGAACACCCCCAAAGGAAGUGAGGAAAAAAAGUUACAGCGGAUGUAGCGCGAAUAGGAAAAUUUCGGACUAUUUCGCUAAAACCGGUAAGUAGCAAGGUGGACGUGUUGUUAAACUGUUGACAGUGAAAUAUAUUGAUAUGUUGCCUUUUGAAA